UCUGACGUCCGUUACGUUGUCAGAAUGAAACCUAAACCUCUCUGUUAUAUACCUUAAAUAUAACCAUAUGAAAGGUUGAACCUGCUGAAGGCGGAAGUUCACGCUAGCCAACGUGGGAGGGAGGUUCGCUAAGACCCUUUAAUCAGGACAGAAAUUUUCACAUAUUUGUAAGUAAGUAUCUGCACAGCCUCCGCAGCCGGGUAGCGAAAAAUCCUACCCGUACUUUGACAGCUCCGUACUCGACGUCCGCCUGGGUACUAUAUGGUCGUGAUACUUGACGACGUGUCAUCGACCGUUUGACUGUAUGACUGACAGUUAGUUUACAUGGCAAGUGAGCCAUUUGUUUUUCAAAUGAAGGUGUUCAGAUAACUUUUAUGUACCUACUUUAUGUAGCUUAGCGGCAUUGCUAAAAGACUAACGGUGAAUUAGCAACAUGUUAGCUGGGUUGGUUGAUGGCUAGCAAGGGUUAGCCGCACUGUCUCAUCUGCCAUCUGUUUCGGUUGCUACCUUGUUAUUUUCCUCGUAUGUCUUCACAUUUAUAGAUUUAAGAAGUGUCCUGUCAGCGCUGCCUGGGCUUCUUUCAGUUAGCCAGUGCUUGUUUUUGUUUACAAGUUAGCGUUAACGGAUAUCGUUUGUCGAGGCUCAGCUGUAGCUUGCUGCCUCUGUUGUUUACCUGUGUGUACAUGGAUAGCGGUCAGCUGGAGAGCUUUGUUGGUGGCAUGGGGUGGUCGUAACAAGACUGGAUCAGCUACAGAACAACCACAGUGGAGACAUGGAAAUGGAGCUGGGAUGUAGCUAGCCAAAACUGUACAACCGACUUUCCACCAAAAUGAGGAAUAGUGGGGCUCUGAAAGAGGACAGCUGUGCCUGCUGGACUGUCUGAUUUACUGUGGACGUUGGACAAAGGACAGGAGCGUGUUUGUCCAUAUUAAAGCUUAACCCAAGACUACUUGAGGAGAAUAAGAAAUACACUUUGCUGGGUCCACCCCUCUGGCGCUGGGAUUAUGAUGAUGAUGCUAAAGACCCUACUGAUCACCAGUCUUCUUGGCUGGGCGAAAUGUCAAGAGAGCCAGAGCAUGACACCAGAGGAGAAGACUGUUAUCAGGGACCAAAUUAUUGAAAUGUUUGAUCACGCUUAUGGCAGUUACAUGAAAUAUGCAUAUCCAGCAGACGAGCUGAUGCCUCUGAGCUGCAGGGGGAGAGUCCGUGGCCAGGAGCCCAACAGAGGCGACAUAGAUGACUCCUUGGGAAAGUUUUCUCUCACAUUGAUUGACACCCUUGAUACCCUGGUGGUGUUAAACAAGCUUGAUGAGUUUGAGGAUGCAGUGAGGAAGGCUGUGAGGGACGUACGCCUGGACAACGAUGUGGUGGUGUCUGUGUUUGAGACCAACAUCAGGGUUUUGGGUGGGCUUUUGGGGGCACAUGUGAUGGCUGACCUGCUCCGUCAGCGUGGAGACAGGAUGCAGUGGUAUCAAGAUGAGCUCCUGCACAUGGCCAAAGAACUGGGCCAUCGAUUACUGCCUGCCUUCAACACCACAAGUGGCCUUCCCUACCCUAAGGUGAAUCUGCGGUAUGGAGUCCUGAACCCACUUUCACGCACAGGCACUGAAUCAGACACUUGCACAGCCUGUGCAGGGACAAUGAUCCUGGAGUUUGCUGCUCUCAGCAGAAUGUCAGGAGAGUCUGUGUUUGAGGAACAUGCAAGGAAGGCUAUGGAUGUCCUGUGGGAGAGAAGACAGAGAGGAAGUGACUUGGUGGGGACAGUAAUCAAUAUCCAUAACGGAGAAUGGGUCCGCAGGGACAGUGGAGUUGGUGCUGGUAUCGACUCAUACUAUGAAUAUCUGAUGAAGGCCUACAUUCUUCUAGGAGAUAAUGUAUUUCUGGAGAGGUUCAACAUUCACUACAGUGCCAUUAUGAAGUACAUCAGCCAGCCUCCCCUGCUGCUCAAUGUACACAUGCACAACCCCACUGUGAGCGUGCGCAGCUGGAUGGACUCUCUCCUGGCAUUCUUCCCUGGCCUACAGGUUUUAAGAGGAGAUCUGAAACCAGCUAUUGAGACACAUGAGAUGCUUUACCAAGUCACCAAACAGCACAAGUUUCUUCCAGAGGCUUUCACUACAGAGUUCAGAGUUCAUUGGGGCCAGCACCUACUGAGACCAGAGUUUGCAGAAAGCACCUACUACCUCUAUAAGGCCACUGGUGACCCCUACUACCUCAGAGUGGGACAGUCCAUUGUGGAAAAGCUCAAUGCCUAUGCCAGGGUGCCUUGUGGAUUUGCUGCUGUGCAAGAUGUCCGCACUGGGGCGCAUGAAGACAGGAUGGACUCCUUCUUUCUGGCAGAGAUGUUUAAAUACCUGUUCCUGCUGUUUUCGGAGAAGAGCCAGGUUCCCAUCAAUAUUGACGACUACAUCUUCACCACGGAGGCUCACCUCCUCCCUGUCUCUCUCUCUACCACCCAGCCGCCCUGUCAAGGAAACAUUACAGAGACUGUUCCUGUUCCUCAAGAAGAAGAUCUGUUCACACACUCCUGCCCCAGCACAGAGACGUUGUUUCCCAACAACCCCUCAUUUGCAAAAACCAUCCGGGACGGCUACAAGUACCUCACUGGGGUGGGACGAGCCUUCCGCCCCGUACCUGUCAGGGAAAUUGAACUACCACUCCACGAUAACGGCAUGGAGCCAGUGGAGUUUUUGAAAAGCAUGGGCAUUUCUCUUACUCCACUGAAUGAAGUCACAGCAGGAGACAUUGGAAGUCGGAAGGAGCAUAGAGGAGUGUACCGUGUAAAACUUGUGGCAGAGGUAAGCCAGACACCAGAGGAGGAGGAGGUGGUGCCUCAUGUUGUUCAGCUCAUAUCCCCCCCUUUUCUGGGUCGGACAGUCCUCACAGCAGGACCUGCUAAGUUUGGAAUGGACCUCUCCAAACAGGAGCAUGGGGUGAAGGGCAGCAUAGUGAAAGCCUCCCCCUACACUGCCUGUGGGCCAAUAGAUAAUGCAGAGGAGCUUAAAGGCCAUAUCGCUCUGGCCCUGCGUGGCGACUGCAUGUUUGCUGCAAAGGCUCGUCGGCUACAGGAAGCUGGAGUCAUAGGCGUCAUCUUUAUUGACCAUCGUGAGGGAAGUAAUAGUGAUGAAACUCCCCUCUUCCAGAUGGUUGGAGAUGGAGACUCUACUGAAGACAUCACCCUAGCUCUAGUCUUCCUGUUCAGCCGUGAGGGUGCAGUGCUCACAGCUGCCCUGGAGGAACAUCACAACGUGGACGUGCUGCUGCUUCCCAAGGAGAAGCAGCUGGGACAAGAUAAGACAGAAAAACCUGUGGGCAUGAACAUCAAACUCCGCCUGGCACAGGAGGGGGAACUGGAGGAAGGGGCAGCCAGAGGGCCCACCCUGGAGUUUGUCUUGGAGAAAGACGAGGUGCUUCUUAAGGAAGAGGAGGAAGAAGAUCUCAGAGGAAAACAACAAUCACAGCAGCAGCAGUUCUGCGCAAAAGCAUCAGAGAGUGACAGAACUGAACCACGUUCAGCCGAUUCAUCUCAAACCCCAAACUCUGGACCAGACACAAAUCCUUGACCGCUGCAGAUCAUGAAGCAGCAAAGUUUCCUAACACUGAUCCCUUAUCAGUUUCUGAAUGGCAUGUGCCUCAGAGCCCCUCACUGCCCUACAGGAAGCCCUAACUGACCUAGCUUGCUUGUUUACAGCUGAAAGUGAAGAGUCAAGCUGUGCGAUGGCCACACUCACAUCCAGCCUUGACUUUGAAACAUAAAGUGGUUCUAUAUUUAUUAGACAGUCUACAAAUGUAGCUUUUACUCUGUGUGGUGCAGGAAAUGAGGGGGUUUUAUUAUCUCAUGAGACUAAACUAAGGUAGUUGAUGGACAAAAAACUGUAGAAUGAGAUCGUUGGGCUGGUGCUGCCUAAAUAUAGCCUGUAGUAUUGCUACUGUAGGCACAUAGAAGGUGUAAGUGGUGAUAAUGACGUACAUUGUUAGCUAGAAUUUAAAAUUACCUCACCUUAGAGGAGAACGUAGAAAAGGCAGCAAAAUGUACUCAGCUAUGUUUUUAUGCAAUGCUGUUAGUUUGCGAUCUAGAUUGCACCUUUCACAUCAACAAGUACUGUUAAAUAUUCAGUAAUGGUGAAAUACCAGCCAGUAGGUGGUGUUAACUGCAAUGACCUGUCAGAAAUAUAACGUUAGUCGAUGAAGUAGAAGAACUGGGGCCAAUUUGGAAAGUUUAUUUUACUUUUUAAUGGUGAGCAACUUCAGGGAAUUUCAAGAGUGAAUACAGUUUGCUUGGUUAACUCAUUUGAUGAAAUGUGUGCGUGUGUUCUGCAUUUCCUUUUUUGCUAUCAUGUGUGCAAGUGUGUGUGCAUGCAAGGUGUGUAUAAUGCUCAAGAAAGCAUCUCGGCUAAAACAUCAUUACUUUCAGAUGAAACCCUCCUAUAUUUAAGUCAUCAUCCAAGGAAUUAAAAGAAUGGAAAGUUGGCAGGAUUGAUUGCCAUGAAUCUUCUGAAAUUCAGUUUGUUUGUUUUUUUGCACCUAGAAAUAACUGUGUAAUCAUUCCUAAGUUGUUAUUAUUUAGGGCAUCUUAAAAACUGCAAAUUGCAAAAAUUACCAAAGCUGGUUUUCUUGCAACUGAAGUCUACAUGGACAGUAGUGCUGGUUAAAUCCAGACGCAGCAUCGCAGGUUGGUCUGCAGUCACUGACUGCUACGCACUUUGAAACACAGGUAUGGUCAUCUGUGGCAGAUUCAAACAGAAAUGACCAUUCAGCCUGUCUUUGCAUUUGUUUGUGUUUGUGUGUGUAUGUGUUUGUUGCAACAGGGAUGUUUGUUUGAAUUGCUGGAGUAUGGCAAGGUUUUUACAUCAUCCCAAAUGCUAACUGUCAGACUGUAAAGGCCAAUUGGAUUAUGUGCAUUGUUUCCAAAAUAUGACUAAUACAGUUGUACUCCACAGUUUUCUUGGAUGCACUUUUGAUCCAGAUUUGUUGUUUCUUUGGUCAAGACUUAUAUUAAGACUGAAAGACUUGACAUUUAUAUAAGUCUUUUUCUCACUCACACUUUACACAAACUAAAUAGUUUUUAGGUAUUAUUAUGUGUAAUAAUUUCACGCAACAGUCGAUAAAGAUGCAUAACUCUUUAAUCAGUUUGUUCAUAUCCGCUUGCUUUAGUCACACUAAUAAUUUGUUGCAUGUUUUUUUGUCUUUGUGGUACAUGAAAUGUGAGCUGAAGGCUGUUUUUGUGCUGCUAAGUUAAUUUCAAGUCUUAAUCCAACAACAUUUUAUUUUUGUGUCUCACCUGUACGAGACACUGCCAACCCGUAUACCUCAGGACUGUGUAUGUUACUGUUCACACAGAAAAAAGGACCAUGGACAAGAUGUAGGGAAUUAUUAUUAUUAUUGUCAUAUUUCAUUUUGUUCUGUUUUCUAAGGUUUCUGUUGAUCAGUGGCUGAAGCUCAAAAAGUGCCAAAAGAGAUGCAUGACAUGGCUCCUGCUUCUGUUUCACAUCUUCUCUGUAUUCAGUUCCAGACUGUGAGCUGAGGCAGUCUCAUCAAUAAAUUCGAGAUCACA
This is a messenger RNA of Toxotes jaculatrix (banded archerfish), 5554 nucleotides long. Its product is annotated as ER degradation-enhancing alpha-mannosidase-like protein 3. Gene Ontology annotation, biological process: endoplasmic reticulum mannose trimming; mannose trimming involved in glycoprotein ERAD pathway; carbohydrate metabolic process. Lineage: Eukaryota; Metazoa; Chordata; Actinopteri; Toxotidae. The transcript is spliced from 20 exons. Gene Ontology annotation, molecular function: mannosyl-oligosaccharide 1,2-alpha-mannosidase activity; calcium ion binding. Gene Ontology annotation, cellular component: endoplasmic reticulum; membrane. The coding region runs from base 1005 to 3563 and encodes 852 amino acids. The record is from RefSeq and is a predicted model, not a curated record.